AUGCCAAACUGGGAGCUUAAGAACUGUUGUGAUCAUGAUCAAAAGCUCUUCAUUGCUUUCGUUGGUGUUUACACCGUUGUCAUCCUCCUGCUAUGGAGGACGUUUCUGCUUACACCUUUUAAGCUCAUAACCGUGUUUCUGCACGAAGCAAGUCAUGCCAUUGCGUGUUUGCUCACUUGUGGCAAGGUGGAGGGUAUCCAGGUUCAUGGAAACGAGGGCGGGGUAACACAGACGCGUGGUGGAAUAUACUGGGUGAUCUUGCCUGCUGGAUAUCUUGGUUCAUCAUUUUGGGGGAUGGCUUUGAUUCUUGCUUCCACAAAUAUUCUCACUGCAAGGAUUGCUGCUGGUUGCUUCCUUGCUGCUCUGGUUAUUGUGCUCUUUGUUGCUAAAAACUGGACGCUCCGAGGACUCUGUAUUGGAUUUAUUAUUUUUAUUGCUGUGAUUUGGCUUCUGCAAGAGAAAACCAAAGUCCAUAUCCUUCGCUAUGUCAUUCUCUUCAUUGGUGUGAUGAACAGUUUGUUUUCAGUUUAUGAUAUUUAUGAUGAUUUAAUAUCUAGAAGAGUCAACUCUAGUGAUGCUGAGAAGUUUGCAGAAGUUUGUCCAUGCCCUUGUAAUGGUUUUGGGUGGGGAGUUAUCUGGGGGAUGAUAUCGUUUGUAUUUCUUUGCGCAUCUUUGUACCUUGGACUGGUCAUAUUAUCAUGA
This is a messenger RNA of Lathyrus sativus (Indian pea), 702 nucleotides long. Lineage: Eukaryota; Viridiplantae; Streptophyta; Magnoliopsida; Fabales; Fabaceae. The record is from the annotation of a GenBank genome assembly.